AUGCCCGCAAAUUCCGGACGAGUACUUCUUGCAUACUCUGGUGGACUGGAUACUUCAUGUAUCCUGGCCUGGUUAAUCGAGCAAGGAUACGAAGUUUACGCCUUCAUGGCAGAUGUCGGCCAAGAAGAGGACUUUGCCGCUGCAGAGAAGAAGGCACUCAAAGUCGGAGCCAAGAAAUUCUUUUUGGAGGACAUGAAGCGCGAAUUCGUCAAUGAACUCAUCUAUCCCGCAGUACAAGCCAAUUGUAUAUAUGAGAAUGUCUAUCUUCUCGGUACAUCCUUGGCUCGGCCAGUGAUUGCUCGUGGCAUGAUUGCUGUUGCAGAUCGGGAGGGAUGCGACUUCGUGUCGCACGGAUGUACCGGAAAGGGAAAUGACCAGGUCCGCUUUGAGCUUGCCUUCUACGGAUUGAAACCCGACAUCAAAGUCAUCGCCCCAUGGCGAAUUCCUGAGUUCUACCAUCGGUUUGCAGGCCGAAAGGAUCUGCUUGCCUAUGCUGCAGAAAAAUCUAUUCCAGUCACCCAAACAACCGCAAAACCCUGGUCGACCGAUGAAAACCUGUUCCAUAUUUCAUAUGAAGCCGGUAUCCUCGAGGAUCCCAACACUACUCCUCCCGUUGACAUGUGGAAACUUACCACCUCCCCAGAAAAUGCCCCACAAACACCCGAACAAAUCACCAUCGAGUUCAAGGCUGGUCUUCCUGUCAAGGUCAUUGUUCCAGACUCAAGUAGAACCCACACCGACCCAGUAGACAUCUUCCUUGCCCUGAACACAUUAGGCCGGAAACAUGGCAUUGGUCGUAUUGAUAUAGUUGAGAACCGUUUCAUCGGCGUGAAAUCGCGAGGAUGUUACGAAUCUCCCGGCGCUACUAUCUUGCGCGCAGCCCAUAUUGAUUUGGAGGGACUCACUCUUGACAGGAAUGUUCGUGCUCUCCGUGAUCAAUUCGUCACUAUUGAGUUCAGCAAGAUCCUGUACAAUGGUCACUUUUUCACUCCCGAAAGGGAGUUCAUCACUGCUGCCAUUCCAGCUAGUCAACGGACAGUCAACGGUGUCGUGAAGCUCAAGCUGUACAAGGGUAAUGUUAUUAUCGAGGGUCGUGAAAGUUCUGAGGGACUUUAUGAUGAGCAACAAGCUUCAAUGGAUGAGCUUGGUGGAUUCGAGCCUUCUGACACAACAGGAUUCAUUGCUAUUGAAUCCAUUCGAAUUAAAAAGUGGGCGCAAGCCAAUAUUGCCAAAGGUCAAGCUGGUGUUGCACCCAAAGAUGUGUAUGGUAGUCGAAUUUAG
This is a messenger RNA of Lentinula edodes (shiitake mushroom), 1281 nucleotides long. RefSeq names its product argininosuccinate synthetase. The transcript is spliced from 9 exons. Gene Ontology annotation, molecular function: argininosuccinate synthase activity; ATP binding. NCBI's taxonomy places the organism in Eukaryota, Fungi, Basidiomycota, Agaricomycetes, Agaricales, Omphalotaceae. The record is from RefSeq and is a predicted model, not a curated record. The coding region runs from base 1 to 1281 and encodes 426 amino acids. Gene Ontology annotation, biological process: urea cycle; L-arginine biosynthetic process. Gene Ontology annotation, cellular component: cytoplasm.